AUGAUGGUUAGAUCACUACUGCCGUCCUUUCGCCCCUCCUGCAUGAUGCUACUAACGCUGCUUCUGAUGGUGUUGGCCAUGACAGACGGUUUCUUAUUAUCACCGGGCAGCAUUGGUUCUUCUCAUCGUGGUUGCCACCCCAGCACUCGUCUCCAGGGCAACAGCAAUAACUUUUUCCAACAAAAGCCAGGAGAGUCCGAUAUGGAAUUCUUCAAGCGAAUACAAACUGCUGCCGCGGAUUCGGAAUCCUUUGAGAGAAUGGUGCUAGGAGAUAAUAGUGAGAAAAAGACAACGACAAACAACAGUACGUCGACAGAACAACAAUAUGAAAACAACAACAACAACGGAAAGAAAAAGGGCUACCAACGAGCAGAAGACUGGGACGCCGAGAUGAAAGCGAAACAAAAAAAGGGAGAAUUCACAUGGGAAGAACGAGUGCAAUUCGAAGGACAACGGUUUGGCGAUCAAGUCAACCAAAACGACAUUCUGAAAAAGAAUUUGAACGGCUUUUAG
Messenger RNA from Seminavis robusta, 513 nucleotides. The record is from the annotation of a GenBank genome assembly. NCBI's taxonomy places the organism in Eukaryota, Bacillariophyta, Bacillariophyceae, Naviculales, Naviculaceae.